Cuscuta europaea is the source of this 3107-nucleotide messenger RNA. Lineage: Eukaryota; Viridiplantae; Streptophyta; Magnoliopsida; Solanales; Convolvulaceae. The record is from the annotation of a GenBank genome assembly.
GGGAGUAUUAUAUAGACUAUUUCAUAUUCCUACUUUCUUUUCAACUAUAGCUCAAGCCCUCAAGCUCCACGAUUAGCCAUCCUCCCGUCCCGCAGCUGGAUUCGAUUCCGCUAGCAUUCAGAUAUUUUAAUACUCUGGAACUAUAGAUUGUAAGAAUAUGUUUCUUUUUCCUUUUCCUUUUCCAUUGCGUUAUGCAUUGAUAAAUCUCGUGAAGAAUUUGAAUUAAUUCAUCACGCUGCAAAUGUGCCGUUUUAAGUGACAAAGAGUAGUUUCUUAUUCUUGGCCUCAAAUUCGAGUUAAUGAGUUACGGAUUUUGCGGUUUGGUGUACUUAUCCUCCAAAGAAAGUCUUCUUAUCGAUGGUCACCAGCUUGCAUAGUAUUUUAGUUUUGGACCAUUUGAUUCUCAUUCAUAUCCAUAUUAGGUUUUAGAUGUAACUGGUUGAAAUUGUUGGUUAAGAGAAGGAAAAAGGGUGCACAUGCUCUAACCUAGCGUUGAGCUGUAUAGUUUGAAAGAAAGAGGAUGUCGGGUCGACAAAUGAAGAGAAUAUUGAAAGAGCAAGAAGAUGCUCUGCAGAAGCAACAAGACAGUGAGGAUGAUUCAGACUCCCCAGACAGUUCCUCCCUUUCUAAAAAAAACCCAUUUGAUAUUCUUGAUGAGGAAGACUCUGAGGAGAAAGAACAACCUGAUAACUAUGAUGGCGUUGGCCAGGUCGAUAAGCCAGAGAUUACUGAGAAAUCGUCUACAGUGAAGAAUGAUGAAAAACAUUCCUCCAUUGUUACAUAUACUAAUAACACAUUCGUGUCAUCUAAUUUGAAAUCAAAGAAAAAGAAAAAUAAAAUCAAGGAGAAGUCACAUUCAGCCACCAGAAAUUCUCAGAAGGGCUUGGAAGAUAUUUUGGAAAACUUAUCUGUCAGAGGAAGUUGUGAAGAUAUAGCGUCUCAUUCAAGAGAAGAAAAAUUGUUCAACUCAAGUGGCAUCAAGAAAUCUUCAAAUCCCAUUCUACAAAUUGAUCCAAAAUUUUUAAGUGCUGAAAAUGAGUUGCGGAGGAUAUUUGGGUCUAAAGUAGUGAGUUCUUUUGAACGGAAUAAUCAAAGCGGAAGUUCUAGACCGGCACGUGGCAGUAGGCGUGGUGGCUCAAAUCACAGGAAGACUAUCCUUGUUCAACCUUCAGAGCAUUGGCCACGAUGGGAUGGCUCUCUUACCAUGGAACUUUUGGGAAACAAUGAUGAUUUCAAUUAUUUCAGGUAUGUACAUUCGGCUUCCUAUAGCCAAGCACAGAGAGCAUUUGAAGCUGCCAAGGCAAUCCAUGACCUUAAUGGCAUUGUCAAUGUUCUCAUGCACCAUCCAUACCACAUAGAUUCCCUUGUCACAUUAGCCGAAUAUUAUAAAUUUUCGGGUGAACUUCAAAUGUCAUCAGAUGCCACAGCUAGGUGUUUGUACGCCAUGGAAUGUGCAUGGCAUUCAAUGUUCACUCCUUUUCAGGGUAAUUGUCAGCUGAAGUACAGCCAUGAAACAAACAGGCCCUUCUUCACUGUACUCUUUUCCCACAUGAAGAACAUGGACAGACGUGGCUGCCAUCGGUCUGCACUCGAGAUUUGCAAAUUGAUCCUGUCCUUGGAUUCCGACGAUCCCAUCGGUGCUUUAUUUUGCAUAGACUACUACUCCUUGAGAGCAGAGGAAUAUUCCUGGCUAGAAAGAUUCUCCGAGGAAUAUAAAAGUGAUAAUUCUCUAUGGUUAUUUCCAAAUUUUUCUUAUUCUCUUGCCAUAUGCCGAUUCAAGCUUGAAAAUCGGGAAGAAGAUGAGGAAAAAAAUACUGAACUGUUGAAAGCGGGAUCUAGUGAUUUGAUGAAGCAGGCUUUGAUGCUUCAUCCUAACGUCUUGAGAAAGUUAGUGGCUAAAGUGCCAUUGAAGGAUCAAACAUUUAGCCGCAUAGUUAAGUAUGGUUUGUUUUCCUCUGAGAAAAGUGGGAGCUUAUCUUCAGAUCAUUUGGUUAAUAUAUAUGUUGAGCGGAGUUACCUUAUAUGGAGGCUUCCUGAUAUCCAGAAGUUUCUCAAGGAUUCUGCCCUUAUGGUGAUUGAAAUGCUGGAUAAGAAGGAAGCUGAUGCUAAGGAUUGGACCUGUGUGAGAAAGGAGGCAUUUUCUUCGGACAAAAAUGAGUAUUCUCAUCUAUUGGUGUCUGAUUUUUCGGAUUUAGUUCCAACUUUGCCACCUGAUAACCUGCAAAAUUUCAUGGUUGACCCGAGAAUGGUGAACAAUGUGGGUGAAGAAGCUGCUAAUCGUCCUGUGAGAGAUCUGUCAAACAGAAACGCACUAGCAGUUCUUUUUGAGUCAAUGUUGCCGUGGGUUGACUAUGGUACUGAACACAUUGCUGAAGAUCACCCACAUGGUCAUGAAGGUUGAGAUGGUCCAAACUACGGGAAAAAGUAACAAAAAAGACAGUUAAUUACUCAUCUUCAAUUAUGGAUUUUAGAUCAUUCAUCUCUCAUGUAAAAUAGGGUGAGUAUUUGCAUAGUAUUAAACUCGGGCAGUCAGACUUGGUUAAGUCGCUUAUGGCUUUGACAGAGACGAAGUCGUCUGCUUAUCGAUGAUGUCUUUGAUGUUGCCAUAGCGUGAGGUUCUUUCUCCGAAACUCAGGCAUGCAACAUGCUCGAAUGUUGUCUUUCCAGCUUUCCCCUUCAUCAAGAAUCUUGUAAGGCUAUGUUUCGAUUUGGGAAAAUGCUGAGGGAGAAGGAAAGAAAUGCUAAAGUGAGUUGAUUUUUUAUACUCCGUAUUUGGUUAUACACUUAUACAUCGAAAAAUGCAAACGGGAAUGACCCAUGCUUAAAGUGCCUUUUUAAGUAUGUUCAAGUUUCAUAGUUUUAAUUUUGAAAAUGAAUUUAAUAAGAUAAUAAACAUUAUUCUCCUGAGUUUCAACUAACGUUCUAUUUUCUGUAUUUCAUUUCAUCCCCCCCCCCCCCCCCCUAUAAUUAUCUCCUUAUCCUUGGAGCUUUUCCAAGUUCCAAAAGGAUCCUAAAUGUGUUCAUAGAUAUUUCAAAUAACCCUGCCUUGUAUUCUCCCAAAAUAAUACUCCGUAGUUAUGUAUGUAUUGUCUUUUUGGACUGUACCA